Gossypium raimondii (Peruvian cotton) is the source of this 1077-nucleotide messenger RNA. Its product is annotated as endochitinase EP3. The transcript is spliced from 2 exons. Gene Ontology annotation, molecular function: chitinase activity; chitin binding. Bases 90 to 893 code for a protein of 267 amino acids. The record is from RefSeq and is a predicted model, not a curated record. Lineage: Eukaryota; Viridiplantae; Streptophyta; Magnoliopsida; Malvales; Malvaceae. Gene Ontology annotation, biological process: cell wall macromolecule catabolic process; chitin catabolic process; carbohydrate metabolic process.
UGCCCUCUCUUAAAUCUAUAAAUAACUCCUAAAUAUCCAGCAAAUCUCCAUAUCCAAACACACAAUUUCAAUUCCAGCAGGGGAAAAAAAUGGCGACUUCCACCAUGAAAACAAGCUUCAUAGCCAUUAUCCUAGCGGGAAUGGUUGCUGGAAUGGUGAAAGCUCAAUGCGGCAACACUUGCUCGGCGACCGAGUGUUGCAGUCGGUUCGGGUUUUGCGGGACGGGAGACGAUUUCUGCGGAGUGAAUUGCCGAGGGGGUCCUUGUGUUAACAAUGGGGUCUCCAUAGCUGACAUUGUGACGCAGGAAUUCUUCGAUGGGAUAUUGAACCAGGCGGCUUCCACUUGUGUAGGAAGGAGCUUUUACUCGAGAGGGGUGUUCCUUGAUGCUCUCAAUUCUUUCACUCAGUUCGCAAGGAUUGGGUCGGUUGAGGAUUCUAGGCGUGAGAUCGCUGCUUUCUUUGCUCAUGCUACCCAUGAAACUGGAAGUUUCUGUCACAUUGAAGAGGACGGUGGAGCCUCAAAGGACUACUGUGACGAGACAAGAACCGAUUAUCCAUGCAACCCAAGCAAAGGUUACUACGGUCGUGGACCACUGCAACUAACAUGGAACUACAACUACGGACCAGCCGGUUCCGAUAUCGGGUUCAACGGCUUAGACGCACCGGAAACCGUGGCCAACGAUCCUCUUAUCUCCUUCAAGGCUGCCAUUUGGUUUUGGAUGAACAAUGUUGCAGGCGUGAUGAACCAAGGGUUCGGGGCCACUAUUCGAGCCAUUAAUGGAGACCUUGAAUGCAACGGUGUGGAUCCGACUAAAGUUCAGUCUCGGAUUAACUACUACACUCAAUAUUGUAGCCAACUUGGUGUCGCUCCUGGUGAUAAUCUCAGCUGCUAGAGUUUAUUCCAUUUAUUUAUGUACUGAAAUUUGCAGCUUUAAUUUUCCUUGCAAUAAUGUUUUACAAAUAUCGUUUUAGGGAAAAUGAGAUCGAUAUUAAGGUAAGGAUAAAUUUGUCGAAAAAAAAUAAAAUGUAAUGAUAAAGAAAAGUCAGCAAUAAAAUACUUGGACAGGUUUUAAUUUC